Rhizoctonia solani is the source of this 1548-nucleotide messenger RNA. RefSeq names its product La domain-containing protein. The coding region runs from base 1 to 1548 and encodes 515 amino acids. The transcript has 7 exons. Gene Ontology annotation, biological process: RNA processing. The record is from RefSeq and is a predicted model, not a curated record. Gene Ontology annotation, molecular function: mRNA binding. Gene Ontology annotation, cellular component: nucleus. Lineage: Eukaryota; Fungi; Basidiomycota; Agaricomycetes; Cantharellales; Ceratobasidiaceae.
AUGAUCACGUGCAUGCAUGCACUAAAUUUCGACCUUCUCUCUCCACUCUCUCUCAUCAUGGCUUCUGCUGCAGUCGAUACUCCUAUGGCUACCGAAGAAGAGCGUGCUGUCAAGCAGUUCGAGUUCUACUUUAGCGAUGCCAACUUGCCAUACGACAAGUUUAUGUGGAAGCUUCACACCCAGACCGAGGAUCACUGGAUCCCAAUUGCAACCAUUGCCUCGUUCAAGCGCAUGAGGGAAUUUGAACCCAAAGGAGCUGAAUGGCUCCUCUCUGCUCUACGCUCUUCUUCUAGCCUCCUUGAAAUCGACGAAACUGGCACCAAGGCCCGAAGAGCUCAUGAGCUUGUUGAGCCCAAGGACCAGUUCGAAAGGUCCGUCUAUGCGAAAGGGUUCCCGGACGAGACGCCUGACCUACAGGUCCGACUCGAAAAGUUCUUUAGCCAGUUUGGCAAGGUGAAUGCAGUCAGGAUGCGUAGGACUGAGCAAAAGGUGUUCAAGAACUCCGUUUUCGUCGAAUUCGACGACUUUUCAUCCGUCAAAGCUUUCCUCGAAGCAGACCCCAAGCCAACUUUUGAAGGAGCCGAGCUCGUGACCAUGUCCAAAGAAGCCUACUGCACAAUGAAAAUAAAAGAAAAGGGCCUCGACAAAAAAGGCGUCACAGCUCGCACGCAUUCGGGUACCGGCGGAGCAGGCGGCCGAAAGCAGUUUGACGCAUUCCAGAAUCUCAACGGAGGCAAGAAGGAAAAAGAAGCUGUGACGGUCAAGUUCCAGGGUAAAGUGUACACUUUGGAUGGGGAAGGAAAAAUCAAUGUCCCCGUCGAGGAGUUUGAGUUUGAAAAGGGCUCUGCGAUCAAGUUUACUGGCGCUGGGUCGGAGGACGCCAAGUUUGGUGAGAUCAAGAGCCCCUUGAAAGAAAAGUUUACUCCUUUGCCGUUUAUUAAAAUGGACAAGGGCGCGACCGAGGGUGUCUUUGGAUUCGGAAAGACGCUGAGCGAAGAGGAGAUUGCAUUCCUGAAAGAAAAAGUCCCAAAGAUUGGAGGUGGAGAGGUCACUUGGGAGCUUCUUUCCGGUACGGUCCAUCUCCCCCGUUUCUUCCCACAGUAUGAUUCACACGAACUAUCUUUCAGAGGAAGACGAACGCACGUUCCACUACUGGCGUCUCCAAGACCAGCCAAGCGUGCCCAUGCAGACGCCCAGCAAAAGGGCAACCAGAAAGGCGGUCGAGGCGGGAACAGGGACAAGGGCGGUCGACCCAAUAACAGGGGCAGGAACGACCGCGACUCGAAACCUAGAUCCAGGGGCGCAGACUCCAAACCGAGGUCCAAAGCCGAGGAUGCAACAGCCAAAGAUGAACCGGUCGAGGCGCUCAAGGCUGGCAAGACCCGUGGGGAGGUGGAACCGAGCGGGGAGAGCGCCGGACAGGGCAUUCGCGGCGCUAGUAUCCCGAGCGUCGCUUCGACCGGCGCAAAGCGAAAGGCCGAGGGCGAGGGCGAGAGCCCGAAAAGAAAGCCAAAGUUGAAGAGUAAGGCAACUAGUAAAAAAAAAUAA